CAUCUAUAUAUUUUACGUUAAGCUUUUCUAAAUCUGCAUAUCAGUUCAGCACACGUGCUUUUCCUAUGAGACCAGAAUCUUUCUCUUUUUGGCUAUAGUUCUUGCAGAUCAAAACAUGAUUACUUGCACACCCACAGUACUUACUCUCGAACAGGAAGUAUCAGUAAUCGCCAGCAAACAAUCAACGUCCAAAACAUUAAAACUUUGCUGUCACCAUGAAAAUAAAACUCACUCGCAGCAGCGCAGCCGCGUCGCCGAUUCGCUAUAUAAGUUGAGGCUUACGCCCAGAAAUGUAUCAUUCGACGAUCAAGUUCACUUCUGUAAAGAACUCAACUAAACCCCAAAAGCAACAACAUGGCAUUCAAGUUUGUUUUCGCACUCGCCUUCGUCGCCAUGGCCAGCGCUGGCUAUGUGCCCGAGGCCUAUCACGCAGCUUCUUCAGUUGCCACUUAUGGUGCCCCCGUGGCUGUGGCCCAGAAGGUGGUAGUCAAGUCCGACGAGGAGUACGAUCCUCAUCCCCAGUACCGUUUCUCGUACGGAGUCGAUGACAAGCUGACCGGUGACUCCAAGGGUCAGGUGGAGGAGCGCGAUGGCGAUGUCGUCCGUGGCGAGUACUCACUAGUGGAUGCCGAUGGCUACAAGCGCACCGUCCAGUACACCGCAGAUCCCGUUCACGGCUUUAACGCUGUGGUCAACCGUGAACCUCUGGUCAAGACCGUCGCUGUUGCUCCCGUUGUGAAGACCGUUGCCGCCGCCCCCGUUGCCCACUAUGCCGCGCCCGCUCACUAUGCUGCUCCAGCUCCAGUGGCUCACUAUGCCGCUCCAUCUGUCCAGUAUGCCGCCCCCGCUGUUGUCAAGACAGUCGCUCCAGUUGCCCACUAUUCUGCUCCAGCUCCAGUGGCUCACUAUGCUGCCCCAGCUGUUGUCAAGACUGUUGCUCCAGCUUACUCCACCUAUGCUGCCCCAGCUCAGGUGGCCCACUAUGCUGCCCCAGCUCAGGUAGCCCACUAUGCUGCCCCAGCUCAGGUAGCCCACUAUGCUGCCCCCGCUGCUCACUACGCCACCUACUCCGCACCAGCCGUUGCCUACCAUCACUAAAAUGUUUAAAUCUUGUUUAUAAUCGUAUAUAGUAUCGUUGCUCAUAUUGAUGUACAUUUAUUUAUUGCCAUCCACAAUAAAAUAAUGCAUACAUG
Drosophila novamexicana is the source of this 1193-nucleotide messenger RNA. Its product is annotated as larval cuticle protein A1A-like. Bases 355 to 1098 code for a protein of 247 amino acids. Lineage: Eukaryota; Metazoa; Arthropoda; Insecta; Diptera; Drosophilidae. Gene Ontology annotation, cellular component: extracellular matrix. The transcript has 2 exons. The record is from RefSeq and is a predicted model, not a curated record.